Messenger RNA from Pygoscelis adeliae (Adelie penguin), 999 nucleotides. It is a transcript of the gene CD9, whose product is annotated as CD9 molecule. The record is from RefSeq and is a predicted model, not a curated record. Lineage: Eukaryota; Metazoa; Chordata; Aves; Sphenisciformes; Spheniscidae. The coding region runs from base 1 to 726 and encodes 241 amino acids. The transcript is spliced from 8 exons. Gene Ontology annotation, cellular component: membrane.
AUGCUUGGCUACAGCCAGGCACGAUUCACGAACAGCAGCGCAACAGCCAGCCACCCUUCCCAAACUCCCCUUUUCCGUUUCGACCUGCGGCGCAGCAGCAGCAGCAGAGGCCUCUCGCUUGCAGGGACAGCAGUUCUUGCAAUUGGACUAUGGCUUCGGUUUGAUUCGCAGACCAAAAGCAUCUUUGAACUGGAAUCCAACAACACGACGUUUUACACGGGAGUUUACAUCCUUAUUGGAGCUGGUGCACUUAUGAUGCUGGUUGGCUUCUUGGGAUGCUGUGGUGCAUUGCAGGAAUCUCAAUGUAUGCUUGGCCUGUUCUUCCUCUUCCUUUUCGUGAUUUUUGCCCUUGAAAUUGCUGCUGCAAUCUGGGGAUUUGCCAAUAAAGAAAAGGUUAUUGAAGAGCUAAAGGACUUCUACAUGGAAACCUAUGAAAAGAGAUCUCAACCAGCUGCCAGAGAGACCCUGAAAGCAUUUCAGUUAGCUCUAGACUGCUGUGGUCUUACAGGAGUUCUUGAGCAGCAGUUCAUGGACACCUGUCCGAAGAAGACUGUGCUUGAAUCACUUUCUACAGUGUCAUGCCCUGGUGCCAUUGAUGAUGUCUUCAAAUCAAAAUUGAAUGUGAUUGGAGCAGUUGGCCUUGGCAUUGCUGUAAUAAUGAUUUUCGGCAUGAUAUUCAGUAUGGUUCUCUGCUGUGCUAUCCGCAAAAACAGAGAAAUGGUCUAAGAGCUAAAAACCCAAGACUGCUGCACUAUAAAAUCUUUGUCAUUAACUUCAGCGUUCUGAAAGCAUUUCUAAAAAGUUAUAUAUUUGUUACCUUUUUAAUGCUUUAUUUGGUACUGAUGUAGGUUUGCUUUUUAUGUUAAUAGGUUAAAAUGGUAAAGGUAUAUCUGACUCAAGACAAAUAUUGUACAUAAAAUAUCUGACUUUCUUGAAACUUAUGUAAUUUGGAUGUAAUUUAUGUUUGAGACAAUUUGAUACUUAAUAAAGAGUAAGAUG